AUGGCUGCCGCCGCCGCCGUCAAUGGGUCGGGCGACCCGUUCUCAGGCAGCCCUCAUGGAAAUCCACCGCCGCUACGAUAUGCCGCUUUUGACCACGAUCAAUUCUCGCUCUACUCGUCCAGCUCGCCUUCUUCCGCUAGGCGCGCAUUAGAAGCACAUCUGAAAGACACUGAUCGCCGGAUACAGGACGCUUCAAGAUUGGGUACGACUUUGGUGCAGCAGCGCAAGGACCUCGCUUCGAAAUUGAAGGAAGUGGAGCAAAUGCAGCAAGACAGCGAGGUGCCCGAAGACCUGAGAGAAAAGUUGGCAGAGCUGGAGCGAGAGUACAAUGAAGUCGGCCGCGAGUCUGCGCGCGCUUUUUUGCCCAAGUCUCGCGUCGUCAGCGAGAAUGAACCAAAUGCUGCGUCAGGCUUGAUAUCAGGAUCUGGCCGAGAGUCGCCCACCAAAAUCUCUGCCCCAUCAAGACGGCAGCGCAACCAGCAGAGCAACCGCGUGCACGACAUUGAAUUCGCGACCGAAAUUAGUACUUCGUUGCUUGCUCAGGUCCGGCAACUUCAGGCAGCUCUUGCUGAGAAAGAUGAGGAACUCAAGGAUACGACUGCUGCCAAGGCUCAGCUGGAGAGCGAAGCGACAAACCUGUGGCAACGUCUGCGGCACAUGGAUGAGAACGAGCAGAAAUACAAGGAUGAGAACUGGAAUCUCGAGACCCGUCUGCAGGAGAUGGAGACCAGCUUGAAAGAGAGCACGGAGAAGGAGAGUCGCAUGGCCCAGACCCUCAAAUCUGUUCAGACCGAAAAGGCGGCUAAGGAGCGCGAAUUGGACGACUUGAAGGUCAAUCAUGACAAGCUCAACGAGGACCAUGCCAUGGCCAAAAAGGUGCAAGAGGCCGAUCUGCAUGGGUUGAGAAGAGAUGCGGCGACGCACGAAUCUGAGCGGACGAGACUCCUUAGGAAGAUUGAGGAGCUUACUUCACAAAAUACGGAACUCGCAAAGGCGGUCUCUUACCGGUUCAGCCAGACAAUUCAACCAUCUGACACCGACUUCAUUUCAGCCGAGGAAGGCGUUCAUUCCGACGACCAGAGUCCGAUUCACAGCGAGCCUCCGUCACCGAUCAAAGGCACUCCCGCUCGGCAUGGCAUGCUUGAGAGCGAGACGCUGAAAUCGAGUCUCAACCAUGCCCAUCGAAUGAUCCAGAAUCUGAAGAACACGGUCCAUCGCGAGAAGACUGAAAAGAUCGAGCUGAAGCGAAUGCUCCAAGAUGCGCGUGAUGAGCUCGAGACUCGCCGCGACAGCAAUGCUGGGAUCCCGGCCAAUGUCGCAAAGAAGCGCAGGAGCGAUUCGGAAAAUGUCAAGUUUAAGAGACCAGGUCAUGGGGCCAGGCUCGGUGCUGCUCGAAACAGCUCGACUGAGAUCAUUGAUGAGCCUGAUUGGGAGGAUCAGGAUAUGGAGCUUACUCCCAGCAAGGCUCGGUCUGCUAGUGCGGCUGCAGGCGUUGCAGGGGCCGCUUCGUAUGGCUAUGGCAAGUCUGAAGAGGAUACCUCCGAUGCUUUCGAGACUGCAAACGAACGAGAGACGACCGAAAGUGAGGCAUUUGCUACCGGCAAUGAGGACUUCGACGAUGAUACCGAAGGCGACGCUACCGAGACGGAGAGCGGCGCAAACCGUACCAUGCGCUCGGUCAGCAGUCUCUCCAGCAAACCAAAGGAUAGACGCUCUUUCAUGUCAACUGCCUCCACAUCAGCUGAUGAGGAAGAGGAGGAUGUCAUCAGAACGCCAGUUCAGAAUCCUCAACAGCCAAAGUAUAGACUACGCCUAAGCCGCGGUGUCAGGCGGUCUGGCCGUGUGAGUGAGAUCAUGACAGACUCUCCCAACGCCAGCAAUCACAGUCCAUCUUCCAGCACGGGAACACCUCAGCCAGCAGCAAUGCAAAGUCUCGGCGAUGAACUUGACGCGCUCGAUGAAAGCAGCAUAGAAGGCACACCUGCUUCGAGCCGGACGAUGGAUGUUGACAGUACCCCAGAAACCCAACGUCAACUGAGCAUAGAGCCUGAGAGUCCGAUCACUGCCGACUCUGAGGCUACUGCUGGACCUAGCCCAGAGCUUUCUGGAGAACACGCGGUUCUCGCACACCAAGCCAAUUCUGCCAUGCUUGCGCACGAGUUCGCAGUCCGCAAGCCUGAGAUGGUCGACGCUGGCGUCAUGACCGAGCCAUGGGAGCCCGAGCGAAUAGUCGAAGAGCGCAUCGUGGAGAGAGAGAUUGAAUCUUCUGAGGACAAGGGAGGACUCCGAGAUCGCGCUGGCCAGCUCGUUGGAGGAGCUUUGGCUGGUUUCGGUCUUAGUAGAGUCCUUGGCAAGGGUAAAGAUGGAUCGGUUGACGACGAAGAUCAGGACCAAGCUGCCUCUGGAGCGGCCGAAGGUGACGAGCUUGCGCGCACAUCCACAGUUGACACAGCAGUCGCUGCGCCUGUUCAAGAGCCGAAAUCCGUCAGCGUUGGGACAGAUGCCUUGCCUGAACCCAAGACCAACAUUCUCCCCCAGCCUGUUAGCGUUGGUACAGACGCCUAUCCGGACAUUACGCGCGAUACUCCACGUGAGGCCAUCAGUGUGGGCACAGAUGCUUAUCCUGACCCAAAGGCUCUGGUCACGGAGAAAGAUUUAGCACCGGCGAAUCUAGAGCAAUCCGGUAUCGUGUCCCAGCAGACUGAGCCCAUCUCACCACCAAGACCCGUCAGCACACGGCGGGUGUCCGGUGGCGGGCUCCAACGCAUCACCGAUGCGGCAUCGAAGCCAGAGAUACCCCCAAUGCCCGUGGCUGCACCUCCACCGCCUCCUGUGGCUGCAUUCUCCUUUUCUGAAGUUGUUGCGCAAGAAAUCGAACCAAUGGAAGCGAUGGUACCCCCAGGCCUCCCUCGAAGAAGCUCUAAACGACCAGACCUCGUGUUUGCCGAAGACUUCCAACAAGAUUCUGCUGCCAAAGAUGUAUCUGAGCGCGACAUCCCAGGUACAGACAAGGCGCAAGUUGGCGCAGGCUUCUUCGCCGCUGCGACUGCUCCAACCCUCGUCAGGAAGAGGUCUCAAUCGUUCCCAGUCUCCGAACGUAGUGUUCGUUUUGCAGAGGACUCUACUGACCCAGAUGCACCUCCUCAGAAGAUUCUCACGGAGGUCUCUCCCAACAUUGCCGUCAAGAAACCCGUGGCCGAUGAAGGCUCUCAAACCGUCGUUUCUGGCGAGGACAUUGACAGCAUGCUUCGCAAUAAGAAUGUUUCUAGAGAUGGUGGCAAUUCACCCAUGGGAGGCACGGCUGUCAGUACCGCCGCGGCGGCAGCAGCAGUCUCUGCAGCGACUGCGGCUACUGUGUCUGCCUUCGCAAGCACACCGACCAAAGAUGAGAAGCGACCGGAGACUAGACCGUCAAUUUACGAAUCUCCAACUCUGAGACCUCCUCGACGACCAGCCAGUGCUGGCAGUAUACGAAACAAGGCUGUCGCUGGGGCACCGCCUCUCCCACCAGAUCAUAAUCAAAGGAUCGCAAAGGCGGCUCAGCAAGCACCAGGCACUCCAAAUGCGCAGUCCACGGCGAGUGCUAUGGGCCCGCCGUUAAUGCCAGCUUCAGCAUACAAGCACCGACCAAAGACUCCAGGAGAUCGUCCUGUGUACGAAAGGGGUGCAUCUCGUGAUAGCACCACGCCACGCCCAAUUCGCACCAGAGAUAGCCGGACACAGUUAGCUGGGCAGUCAGAUCGGGUGUCACACCGUACGUCUGUCUCCUCCUUUGCUUCAGAACUGGACGAGCGCUUCAAUAUCACUCGUGGUCAAAUCAUGUACCCGACUGAUGUCGAGCCUGCUACCGACCCACGGAUGAUUCAAGCAAUCACACAGACGAUGAUUGGAGAAUACUUGUGGAAAUACACUCGCAAAGCUGGAAGAAGCGAGACCUCGUCCACUCGCCACCGGAGAUUCUUCUGGAUUCAUCCUUACACCAGGACGUUGUACUGGAGUGAGCAAGAUCCAAGCACAGCUGGCAAGAACAUGCUCAAGGCAAAGAGUGUCGCCAUCGAAGCUGUCAGAGUUGUCAGUGAUGACAAUGCUUAUCCACCUGGUUUGCACAGGAAGUCGCUAGUAGUCAUCACUCCUGGGCGUGAGAUUGUCUUCACUGCUCCUACCGGACAGCGACACGAGACAUGGUUCAACGCCCUGUCCUACCUCCUGCUCAGAACCGAGAGAGAGAAGUCGGAAGCUGAGGAUGUUAUCGACCAAGACGACAUCGACGAGUUCAACCCUGGCAUCGGUCGACAAGUUCGGAGAAGCAUUAGUAGAAUCGCCGGACGAAGUCAAAGCCGUCAGAGUCGUACGAGCUUGAGCAGCUACAACAGCCGAACAACACGCACGUCCAGCCCGCACCGACACGAUGCUGACCGGACCCUCACACAACGGGGAGGAAGAGUGACGCAGCAAUCGAAGAGUCUCCAGCCACCAACAUCAAACCCAGGUUUGACCGCAACAACGACCAACAACUCGCGGCAAUCAUCCGGCAGCGUCGCAGGUCGAAUCAGCUCAAUCACCAGCCGCUUCAGGCCAUCAAGCAGCCAACGCGCCAGAUCUAGUGCGUCUGUGCGACGACCCGACGACCCAGCCCAGAUCUACGACGCAAGCAUAGUCGCAGACAGCGCUGAAGACCUUCGAGCAGUGAUUGAGCAGCAAGAGCGAGAGGCGGACCGGUUGGAGAAUGUGAGGGCCUGCUGCGAUGGCAAGCACGACGUCGGCUCCCUGUCUAAGAGCGGGCGUCACUCGAGUGUGGGCAAUCGCUUCGGCAGCCAUGGACACCACUCGCACAGUCACGGACAUGGACAUUCUCGCAAAGCGUAA
Zasmidium cellare ATCC 36951 is the source of this 4866-nucleotide messenger RNA. RefSeq lists its product as uncharacterized. Gene Ontology annotation, biological process: microtubule cytoskeleton organization; establishment of mitochondrion localization; dynein-driven meiotic oscillatory nuclear movement. Gene Ontology annotation, cellular component: cell cortex; mitochondrion. Gene Ontology annotation, molecular function: tubulin binding; phospholipid binding. The coding region runs from base 1 to 4866 and encodes 1621 amino acids. The record is from RefSeq and is a predicted model, not a curated record. The transcript is spliced from 4 exons. Lineage: Eukaryota; Fungi; Ascomycota; Dothideomycetes; Mycosphaerellales; Mycosphaerellaceae.